GCGGUGACUGAUGCAGUUAAAAAUAGAGUAAUUCUCUUCAUCCAGCACUCUUACUUCUGUAUUUGUCCCCUCAAAAUUUUAGAUGGCGAAGGUCGUCGUUUCAAAAAUUUUAGACUACGAAUGUCAACAUCAUUGUUUCAAGAAAUGAACCCUUAGUAUUAAGGACUUGAAGAACUCCUCAAUCUCAAGAACAUCUUUUUCUUUUAUAAAUACAUCAAAACAAGAACAUCAGAGCAAGAACAUCAGAACAAGAAUAUCAGAGCAAGAACACCAGAGCAAGAUCAUCAGAACAAGAAUAUCAGGACAAGAACAUCAGAACAAGAACAUCAGAACAAGAACAUCAGAACAAGAACAUCUGAACAAGAACAUCAGAACACGAACAUCAGAACACGAACAACAGAACACGAACAACAGAACAGCAACAUCACCCUUUUCUUUUAUAGAUACAACAGAAACACUCACACAACUACAAGAAGAGCCAACAAGAUGGCUGUGUCGAUACUUAUGAAGUUCUGCUUGUGUAGUCUAGCAGCCUCCAUCGUCCUCGUCCCUUCUUGGUUUGUCGUCACGCCACUAGUCACCGCAAUCCAUCACAAGACGAAGAAGAACGAAGAAAGUGCCAACGCAUUUUUGGCCUUAAUAGCCGCAGAUGAAAAUACUGAAAAUCCUCCUGAUGAUCCUAAAACUGUUGAAGCGCCUUAUGGUCUAAGAUGGAAUCCAUCUGCAUUCGGCGAAGGUCCACCUCCACCCGGCGAAAGUCCACCUGCACUGGUUCUCGAACCCCCAGCAUCACUUAAGCCGACGCGGAUGUUUGCCAACUUGCGGCAUAAAGCCGGCAGAUGGCUCCGCAAUUCGAAGUGUUCACCUGAAAGGCAACAAGAGGCCGUCGCAGCCUGGUGCCCACGACUGAAUCCGAUCGAGUGGAACGGCUUCUCCCCCCUAAAAAAUACACAGGCCGCCUCUCUCGCGGGUCCUCCCCAACAAAGAAGUGAGGAAUGCGCGACCGCGUUAAUAUACUCGGCUUUAAGGUUUCUGGAGGAAAUCCAUCCUCUAUAACGCAUCUAUUGGGUUCGUAUUCUACGUAGGAAUCACGGAAACUGUAACCACUCUCAAGAUGCUGCAAAGGACAAUUAGGAGGAUGAAUUCCUUCCGAAACAUCUAAACAUAAAACAUGAAACUUCACCUACUAAAGGUAAGAGUACUAUCAUAGUUCCUUGUGAUACUGAUACCUCCCCUCGUGGCGUUUUCUUCGGUUACGAGAAUGAAGCCGCAUUUACCGAGACGCUGAAUCAGGCUUACAAACAGGUGAAAGACGCAGGCUUGGAUUUGGAACUCCAGCUUAUGCACGGAAAUAUUUUUUAGAACUGGUAGGUAUUGAAAUUGGAAACUGGGUGCACUAGACUACAUUUCUAAAUAUGAAUAUUUGUAUCAUGAUCAAUGGACGAAGAUGGAGUAUAAGUAAGUCGAACUUCUAAUAAAGCGAUGCGCCCUGUAGGGUCCCGCGUGAAAGGGUUUGGAUACAACUUGUAUGUUCGGGUCGUGGUUCCGAUGCUGUUGACGAAAAUAAGCGGACGAGUAUGGUGGCCCUUCUACGAGUACGUUGCUAGCAACUUCCACGCGAAUUUGGUCGCGAACGGGAUUCUCCGACAUGCUUAUGAGUAGUUUGUUCUUCAUCUUCCUUGCGCACUGCCAACCUUCAAUUUCUAGCCAUGCUGCCGCUUUUUCGCGAUAGGAGUUUCAUUCAUUUGGUAGAUAGGUAAUUGCUGGUGAGAAAUUGAAGAGCGGUCGUGCGCCCUUUUCUAAUGUUUUAAAUUUGAUGUUGUCCAGGGUACUGAGGAUGCCAAGAAGCGACAAGAAGAAUGUCAACAAAGAGAACGUGGCUGGACACAUGCGCUUCUCGAAGCAAAGGAAAAGGCAAGGCAGGCUCGGUUUAUUUGGCAUUUGCGGAAGUUAUGCGGAAGGCUUAUCAAUGAGUAGAUCACUAAAACAACUCAUCAGGGUCAUCAGGGUACGGCCAGCUUCAGACACGCUCAACUCCGUCGUGCUCUUGGAUAUUCCGAUGAUGAGUAAGAGCACUACUUUCUUUCAGUCUUUUACUUCUAAGAAUGCUAGACUUACGCGCUCGGUAGCACUCACCCCACCAGAAUCGUCCACCCUCUGCACGCACGUCCCCCGCCAUUGCGUGGCCCCGCUUGCCCGGCGCCCUCCCUUCGCGAAAACUGUCGGGUGGCGUUCAGUUGAUCGGUGGAACAGCACAAGGGCCGGGCGCCUGGCGGCAUGCGGCUACUGAAAGGGCACGCCUAGAAAUGGCAGACCCGGGGGCCUGCUGCUUUUCUGUUAGGUUUGGCACCUUUGCAGAAGGCUGAAGCGUUUGGCCUUCUAUUGGUCACGGUCUGAAUCUUUGAAAUUACGACAAAGACCCACACGACCCGAAGGACCAAGGUCAUCAAAGUGACCAAGGCCGCCAGGUGAAUCAGGUAACCCAUCGGGCCCAUCCUCAGCGCGUUGGCCUCAGUUGGCGGGGCUUCGCUGGUUCUCAGGUGGCCGCUAGCAAACUCAGCCGGGGCGCCAUCUGGCCGCCUGGCGGGUUUACCGUUGCGCGUGUGCCUUCUGGCUUCUCCUCUCUCUCGUUCGUUGUUUCAAGUCUCUCAGCUUAGUCAAGGACAAAGCGCCACCGUAAAGAGCUCGGGGAAGCCUACAGACCUAAACGCACCCGGCGCCAAAGUCAAUGGCGGGCCUUCAACGUUUCCAGGCAGGAAAAACUGGGCAUCUUCAUCACUGUAGCUGGGUCCCUAUCGUCGUGUCAGUUCUGAUAAGUUCAGAGCGCGCAUAAAGAUCGUCGCGGGGUAUCUAUUCUAGUGGUGAGCCCCAUGCGGUCUGGCGUGUAUCGAUAUCCACCCAGUAGGCUUAAUCAGGUCCAGAAGAGUUUCCACAUAGGUGGCCGCGUGUGUGAAGCUGAUGGCGAUAGUGUAAUGGUAUCCAUAUGAACGCGGGGGACUUUCUCGACCAUUAUACCCCAAGAAGCGGUGGAGACAGACGAGACUCCCUCGCAGCCCCAAGGAAUAGAUACGCAGAGGGACCAAACCAGCCAGAGGGCAUUAGCCUCGGGCUGUAGGUUCAGUCCCAUUAAUUUGCAUCAGCGCCGCCGGCUUAGCAGCGUUUGCUCUUGUGGUCCAACACUUUCAAACUUCUAAAGUUCGCCUAUCUCGAAGAAACUGGAAGGCUUUGUUGCUAAUUUUUUUCAAGUUCUUGUAAGGCCCUACAGCCUUCCAGACAUUACGCCCCUGGCAGGCUUGUCCUUGUUAUUGUGGUGGUGGUGUUACUGCGUAACACCCACAACCUAAACUGCAUGCAUUUUCGUGCUGUUCGUAUGCGCGUGGUGGUAUUGUACUGACUGGCCAUCCAUAGAUAACCGCCACGCGCCAUCAUCUUAAGGGGAUUCCCUUUGGCAUAAGGAUCCUGGCCGCUAUGAUCAUCAUCAGAAGACCCCGAGCCUUGAGCCUUAUAGAAUUCACAUCAGUCAGCCAGAACAUUCAGAAGGAGGAAGACGAACGCAAGCGGAGAACCAACAGACCAAGAAGGAAGAGCCAAACGAUUCAACUCAGGGAAUGCGGAGCGCCGAGCGAUUUGCUUGGGCCUUGGUCUUCAUGCGUAACCGUUCACCGCUCUUCGAUAAUGCAAAAACUCUGCCACUUUCGCGCACUCAAGCUGAGGCCCUCGGCUUUUAACCUCUCACGCAAAGGCUGAACUUAAGCGCCAGGGCCGCGCGUUGUCGGCUUCAGGCUGUCUGAAGACUCGAAGGCAUUGCGUCCAGUUUUUUUUUUUUCUUUCUAAAUUUUACCCGUCAGAAACUUUACCACUUUCUUCUGUGGUUUCAGAUUUGAAGCACCGACCUAAACUCUUUCAAAAUCUUAAAGCUUGCAACUUUACCCAAAAAAAUAGACUUUCUGAAGCGCCAGGGUAGCGCGCCACUGGAACGCGCAGCGGAUUCAUGAUGUAGGUUAAUAAUCUAGGCUAAUCAUAUAGGUUAAAAAUAUAUUUGCUGACAUUCUGGAUUUGAUACUAUAGAUUUGACAAAAUAUAUUUACUAGUAUAGAUUUAAUAGCAUAGCUAUCAGCUUCUAAUAAUUUAAUAGUGGAAGUUUAUUGUUGGACCGCAAGAACGCAGACAGUGACAGCUAAGUCUUGGCAGGUUUGCAUCUCGUGGAGAAACGUCGAGCAAGGCUCCGAGCUUGAUGCCAUUGCUUCAUAUCAUUGGGCUGACAGCCUGAGGCAGAUGGCCCCUUCGGGUAUUCGUUCUGGGGUUGCCGGGAAGUCUACGCGGCUUCGCUGGGUUUCAUGAUUAUAGGGAACGCCCCGCGCGCUCUUGUAGGUGGCUUCUUCUCAUCACUAUAAGCCCCGCGCGGUCGUCUACGUUGGUACCCGUGUAGACCUACGUGGGCCUUCUUGGUGAGAUGGAUGCGCGUCGUAUGAGGCUGGGGCGUGUUUUGAGAGGGUGCUUGGAUGGUUUUCGUGCGCGGCUUUGAACUGUUCAAAGCUGACACAGGCAGGAUCGAUGGCACGGACAUGGAUUCAGCUACGGGCGUGCGUCGUUUCAUCUAUUUAGAGGCGCUGUGCCAUCUGGAAGCGCUGGGCUAUCAGGAAACGCUGGGGGCCCUUGGGUUGUUGGUCGUUUGUCGCUUUUGGACCUUGAUGCGCUGGGGCCUACAGGUUUCUUGGAAGUCUUUCCGGUGGGGCUUUGUCGCUGCUUGCGACUGGGCUGAGAGAUUGAAGCCAACGCUGGACAUUUUCUACCACCGAACGAGAGAGAAAAGAAACCAGGGGCGCCCGCGUCCAUGAUGCUAAGCUUGUCAGGCCUUGGGGUAGUGUGCUGGCCCAGAUUGUUAGAGGCUGGCUCAUGAAGGCUUUUCACCUAUGAAAUCGCCGCGGGCUUUGUCACUCGGUUGCCCCUUGUUCUUAAAUGAACUGGAAAGCGGUGGAAGCUGUGGCCCUUAUCGUGGCCAGCCUGUCUAUCUUAGGGAGGCCGUUCGCCUAUGAGGUCGCUUCUGUGCUUCUCACUCGGUUGGCCCUGAGUCUGGGGGGUUGUGGCAGUCGUGUCUUGCGGUGGCUUAGGUUAUGGGGGUUGUGUCCUAAGUUGUGGCGAGUUGUGGAGGCUGUGCGCUAAGUUUUAUGAAGCAGCCCCGUGAAAGAGUCGCGCUUUAUUCUUUGGCUGUUCGAAUUUGAACACCAUGAGGCCCCGAAGAAUCGCGUGAGCCUUAUGGUGUUCAAAUUCGAACAGCUUGAGAGCGGGGCUGGGCCUUUUCGUAUGCUCUCCGUCUGCGCCCAACUCGCCACAGCUUUCACAGCUUCCACAACUUAGAAAACAGCCGCAACAACUUAGGCCACAACUUGGGCCACCGCUCCCACAACUCUGACAACCCAGGGCGCAGCUUCCGCAGCUUUCCAAAGCUUGAAAGUAAUAAAGUGCAGCCUUUUCGUAGGGUUUUGGCUUUUCUAAUAGUCUCAGACUUGCUGCGAUUAGUCUUGAUUUUGCUGUGACUAGUCUACUUAGACGAGUCGCGAAAUUACUGCGACUCGCCUCGUCAUUUCUUGCGGCUGCGAUUGGUCAUAGCCUCAGUCAGUCUGACUGUGACCGGCUUCAGACUUGUUGCGACGGGCUUCAAACUUCUUACGAAUGGUCUCAGACUUACUGCGACUGGCUUCAGACUCACUGCGGCGGGCCUCUCAGAUUUGCUGUGACUGGUUUCAGGCUUCUUGCGAUUGGUCUCGCGCCCGCUCACUGUGACCGGCCUCGGGCUUGCUGUGGUCAGUCUCGUACCGCGUUCGUCGGUCUGUUCGACUCUUAACACCCUCAGAAGCUGGCGCCUGUGUAUUGUAUUCUGAUUGUGUUAAGAUUCGAACAGCCAGACAAACUCAAGCAGAGACUAGGCGCGGCAAGUCUGAGACUUUUAGUUUGGGGCCGUCGUUGUAAGUUUGAGACUAGUCGCAGGACGCUUGAGACUAGUCGCGGGAGGCUUGAGACCCGUCGCAGUAUUAAGUUUGGGGCUAGUCACUAGUCCCAGCACUUUUGAGACUAGUCACAGCAAUCUUGAGACUAGUCGCAGCAAUUUUGAAACUAGUCCCGGCAGGUUUGAAGCUGGUCACAGUAAGAAAGCUUGAAGCUAGUCCCAGCAAGCUUGGGGCUAGUCGUAGUAACGGCCACAACCGCCACAACUCGGACGCAACUCGUCGCAGCUUCCACGGCUUCGGAGUAAUAGGGCCAGGCUUUUGCGUAGGUGUUUGGUCUUUCUAAGAGGUGAAAGACCCCAGCCGCCUGCAGCCUUAACUAUGGCUGAGGCGUUUGGAGUAGCGCCCCUCUGCCAACAUUUACUUUGCCUCAUGUUGACAGGCUAUAGAGAUGGCCACUGCUCUAUAUAUGCGGCCUCUACGUUUCCCGACGGUACCCCCUCCAUAGGCCUCUCUUAUUGUAACGAAAUUCCGAAGCAGAAGCCCCCGAGAUAAUCGCGAUAACGUUGCAGGACAAAGAGACACUAUCUUUGUCGUGUUUUUUCUUCGAGAUGAAUCCUGAUCAAAACGGGGGGGAGACGGGGUAUUUCCAAUGGUAUGAUGACAUAGCCGCGGAUGUGGGUAAACAAAAUGGUGGAAAAGAUCCGAUAAUCAUCCGACAGGUUGAGGUGUCUGAAUUAUAAAAAGUAAAAAACAAGUGAUCGAAAAUUAGUUUGGAUGAGAUGAAUGAAAAUGAUCAAUAUCAAGCAAGUAAUGGAAAUGAUUAAGCUGUGAGUUUUUUAUUGUUUUUUUAGCUGUCUAUCUCCCGAGCAGCACAUUGACCUUUGCUGUUCUUGAUCUACUCUGCGAAUUAGGCUUACCUGAAUUUCGACUGAUGAACAAUCUUCAACUUGUAUGGAGGACCUCACGGAGUGGGAAUUUGUAUAGCUGAAAUAUGAGAAUGUGCCUCAAGGGUCAUUUUUCGACAAUAAUGGAACUACUACAUCACUCACAUGUAUUUGUUGACUGUGCCAGCCAUCCAAAUGACACGCCUUGUUCCAUGAACAACGUACCAAAAUGUCACGAAACCAACUGUCUCUCGUCUUGCAGUGCAUUCUACUAAACAACAAAGAGCAACAGCAGAACAUAAAAAAAGGAAUUUUGAUGCCGCCGACCCAUAUAAAUGGGAAGGUCAGGGGGCCACGGAUAGUUUAAACGAUGUCAGAUUGAUAUACAUUCUGAAGACUCAAGACGCUCAACUUAGCACUUACACGUUUCAUGACCAUCUUCAGAGGCAAUGUCUUAGUUGGACUUGGUGUGGCGAGGACGCACAUUCUGGGUGGAAAGGUGCAAAGGUGUUUGUCAAAGAUGCUAGGAGGGACGCAG
Amoebophrya sp. A25 is the source of this 7370-nucleotide messenger RNA. Lineage: Eukaryota; Dinophyceae; Syndiniales; Amoebophryaceae. The record is from the annotation of a GenBank genome assembly.